Molecule: messenger RNA, 1650 nt
Organism: Ilex paraguariensis (yerba mate)
Lineage: Eukaryota; Viridiplantae; Streptophyta; Magnoliopsida; Aquifoliales; Aquifoliaceae
Source: the annotation of a GenBank genome assembly
AUGAGUAGUUCAGAUAGAAUCGAACUUUCGAUUGAUCCAGGUACUUGGGAUCCUAUGGAUGAAGACAUGGUCUCUCUGGAUCCCAUUGAAUUUCAUUCGGAGGAGGAGCCUUAUAAGGAUCGUAUUGAUUCUUAUCAAAGAAAGACAGGAUUAACUGAGGCUGUUCAAACAGGCAUAGGUCAACUAAACGGUAUUCCCGUAGCACUUGGGGUUAUGGAUUUUCAGUUUAUGGGGGGUAGUAUGGGAUCCGUAGUCGGGGAGAAAAUCACACGUUUGGUUGAGUACGCUACUAAGAAAUUUCUACCUCUUAUUAUAGUGUGUGCUUCCGGGGGGGCACGCAUGCAAGAAGGAAGUUUGAGCUUGAUGCAAAUGGCUAAAAUCUCUUCUGCUUUAUAUGAUUAUCAAUCAAAUAAAAAGUUAUUCUAUGUAUCAAUCCUUACAUCUCCUACUACUGGUGGGGUGACAGCGAGUUUUGGUAUGUUGGGGGAUAUCAUUAUUGCUGAACCCAAUGCCUACAUUGCAUUUGCAGGUAGUGGUUAUGAUCGCUUCGAUAGAAAAGAAGGAAUAGUGUGUAUUUUUCGUUGGGGAUUUCCUGGAAAAAAUCGUCGCAUCUUCCUCCGAUUCCUUAUAAAAGAUAUUCAGUCUGUCAGAAUAGAAGUUAAAGAGGGUAUUUAUGCUCGUCGUGUCCUUUAUAUGGACAUCAGAGGCCAGGGGGCCAUCCCCUUGACUCGUACUGAUGAGAAUUUUACUCCACGAGAAAUUGAGCAAAAAGCUGCUGAAUUAGCAUAUUUCUUGCGUGUCCCAAUUGAACAAGGUUAUGAAAAUCCACGAGAAGCGACUGGGCGUAUUGUAUGUGCAAAUUGUCAUUUAGCUAAUAAGCCCGUCGAUAUUGAGGUUCCACAAGCGGUACUUCCUGAUACUGUAUUUGAAGCAGUUGUUCGAAUUCCUUAUGAUAUGCAACUGAAACAAACUCUUGCUAAUGGUAAAAAGGGGGCUUUGAAUGUAGGGGCUGUUCUUAUUUUACCGGAGGGGUUUGAAUUAGCUCCUCCCGAUCGUAUUUCUCCCGAGAUGAAAGAAAAGAUAGGCAAUCUAUUUUUUCAGAGCUAUCGCCCCAAUAAAAAAAAUAUUCUUGUGAUAGGCCCUGUUCCUGGUCAGAAAUAUAGUGAAAUUAUCUUUCCUAUUCUUUCCCCGGACCCCGCUACUAAGAAAGAUGUUCACUUCUUAAAAUAUCCUAUAUACGUAGGCGGAAACAGGGGAAGGGGGCAGAUUUAUCCUGACGGGAGCAAGAGUAACAAUACAGUUUAUAAUGCUACAGCAGCAGGUAUAGUAAGCAGAAUCAUACGAAAAGAAAAAGGAGGGUACGAAAUAACCAUAACGGAUGCAUCGGAUGGACGUCAAGUGGUUGAUAUUAUCCCUCCAGGACCAGAACUUCUUGUUUCAGAAGGCGAAUCUAUCAAAUUUGAUCAACCAUUAACAAGUAAUCCUAAUGUGGGGGGAUUUGGUCAGGGAGAUGCAGAAAUAGUACUCCAAGAUCCAUUACGUGUCCAAGGCCUUUUGUUCUUCUUGGCAUCUGUUAUUUUGGCACAAAUCUUUUUGGUUCUUAAAAAGAAACAGUUCGAGAAGGUUCAAUUGUCCGAAAUGAAUUUCUAG